AUGGCUUCAACGAAGGCUCAAGUUGCUUGUUCGGGCGACAUCGGAGAUGAAAUGGUGUUAGCCGAGACGGAAAUCGGUUGUGGGGGUGACGAAGUCAGCAAAAGGGAUUUCAUAGAGAAGGAAAUAGGAUGUUCUGGGGACGGAGGAGAUCCGGACGGGUUUCUGAAAACGUGUGUGUUGGAGGGCUUCGGUGACCGAGACACGGUUGAGGCAAUGAUCGCCAGUCUGCCAGACGUCCACGGAGAGCUGAAGAGCAGGGAGGCGAUCACAGAGAAGUUCUAUGCGACACUCAGCAAAUAUCAAGAACAACCUCACCUGCUGGAUCCUCACUUGGAGUGGAUGGUGAAUAUGUUAAUAGAGUUUGUGAGGCGUAAGGAUUGCCCAUCUUCCUUAUUUCAUUUGGCCUUUAAGUUCCUCUACCUCAUUUCUAAGGUGAGAGUCUACAAAACCUUCAUGCGUCGUUUUCCUCAUGAGGUCGCUGACAUCGAGCCAGUUUUGGAUUUGCUGUCUAAGCAGGACCCAAAAGACACAGAGACAUGGUCAUCACGCUACAUUCUGCUGUUGUGGCUAUCCAUGACCUGCCUCACACCCUUUGACCUUUCUCGUCUUGACGGCAAUCUGCAGUGUGAAGACGGCAGAGUUAGAGAGCCCAUCAUGGAGCGCAUCCUUGCUAUUGCUAAGUCCUACCUUGUUGUCAGUGACCGUUGCAGGUUUGCAUCUGCCGUGUUGGUGUCAAAGUUCAUGACCCGACCUGACGUUGUAAAAACGUGCCUUGAAAAUUUCCUGGACUGGAGCCUCAACACUAUAUCCCAAAAUAACGAUCAGUACCUAGACUCCAUCAGAAUGCUAGAUGGCGCUCUUCAAUCUCUGGCGAUGCUUUUUCAACACGGAAAGCGGGAAGACCUCUUACAGCACACGUCUCGAGUUUUACGAUGCCUGGAGGAAAAACAUCUCUCGGAGAGCAGCGAAGCCACACUGAGGAAGCUCAAUGUCAAACUGAUUCAACGACUUGGCCUCACCUACCUUAAGCCUCGGUUGGCCCCUUGGAGGUACCAGAGAGGUAGCCGGUCCAUAGCGUCAACUCUUUUGUCAAACCAGGCCUCAGAUGCGCUUAAAGGGUCGACAGAAGAAGUGGAGGAAGAUUAUGAUAUUCCGGAGGAGUUAGAGACUGUUAUUGAACUUCUACUGGUGGGCCUUAAGGAUAAGGAAACAGUAGUGCGUUGGUCUGCAGCAAAGGGUGUUGGGAGAGUGACUGGUAGGCUUCCCAAGGAGUUGGCAGACGAGGUGGUGGCGUCAGUUCUGGAUAGCUUCAGCUUCCAGAGGACAGACACUUGGCACGGAGGGUGUUUGGCCCUCGCAGAACUCGGUAGGAGAGGCCUGCUGCUGCCUUCGAGAUUACCAGACGUGGUGCCACUAAUCAUCAAGGCUUUAACCUAUGAAGAAAAGAGGGGCGCUUGUAGCAUCGGCUCCAAUGUCCGGGACGCGGCCUGCUACGUGUGCUGGGCCUUCGCCAGAGCGUACGAUCCCAAGGAGCUCAAGCCUUUUGUCCAGCAAAUUGCCAGCGCUUUGCUGGUGACAAGCGUGUUCGAUCGAGACGUUAGCUGCCGCAAAGCCGCCUCUGCUGCUUUCCAGGAGAAUGUUGGCAGGCAGGGGACGUUUCCACAUGGCAUUGACAUUGCAACAGCAGCAGAUUAUUGUGCUGUGGCCAAUCUCAACCAUUGUUAUCUGAGAACUAGUGUUUACAUUGCUAGCUUCCCCGAGUACACAAUGGCCAUGAUUGAUCACUUGGUAGCCAUGAAGGUCAACCACUGGGAUGGCGCGAUUCGAGAACUCACCUGCAAAGCGCUCCACAGCCUAACACCGCUAGCACCUGACUACAUGGCAACUUCGGUUUUGCCUCAGCUUUUGCACAUGGCUGUGACUAAGGACCUUCAAGGUCGUCACGGCGCCAUUUUGGCAUGUGCAGAGGUGACGUAUGCUCUCUACGAAUUCGGCCUGCACAGUGGCAGAACUGUAGUGGACAUGAUUCCCUCUGAGUGUGUGGAGGCAAUGAAGGAGAUUCAUCAGAAGCUACAAGACAAGCAACAGUAUAGAGGUUAUGUUGGAGAACUAUUAAGGCCAGCCAUGUGCAGGCUUAUUGAAAAGCUCUCCUUGUCUAAAAUGCCAUAUAAGGACGACCCAAUCAUCACCGGCUGGCAGGGACUUAUUGACGACACCAUCAACACGCUCCAUCUCCUCUCCAGAGGUGUGAGGGAAGGCAUCAUGCAAGCUGUGAUGCUUGCCUUGUCGGCCUUGUGUGAGGAGCACUACCAGACUCAACCCAACCAAGCUGACUCAAAAAAGCAGAGUGCACUCAUAUCUCAGUACCUGGACAACCUUCAGAGCCCACAGAUGCUCACCCGUUGUGGCUCUGCCCUCGCCCUCGGCUGUCUGCCAGGCUUUAUGAUCCACGGCAAACUCAAACAGAUCCUGGACGGCCUUAGUCAGAUGCAAGCCGAUUGUCUGCGCGAGGGCCAUUUCCCAGAAGCUCGGAGGGAUGCAGUCCGAGCGCUAGCUCAAGUAUGCAUGAAAGCGGGCGUUUGUGCCGACGGCCCCUCGUCAUCGUUUCUGUGCCCGGAGAACAUCGCCAACAUUUACGAUGUCCUACUGGAAAGCCUGGACGACUACACCACAGACGGGAGGGGAGACGUUGGUGCUUGGGUGAGAGAGGCUGCAAUGACAAGUCUCAAGGACGUGACCAUCCUGGUGACCAGAACCGCACCGGAGAUCCUUCUUCCAGACCAGGUGAAGCGCAUGAUGUGCGGGCUUGCACAACAGUCUGCAGAGAAGAUAGACCACUACAGAGCACAUGCUGGCAACAUCUUCACAGAGCUCCUCCACUACAGUGACCCCGCAGUGCCCCACAUCCCCCACAGAGAUGAGCUGCUGAAGAUUUUCCCACCGGAAGUCAAAACCAGUUUGCAAUGGAAAGCUCCAUCCCAAGCGUUCCCAUACAUCACCAAGCUACUUGGACUCCCAGAGUACCAGUACCAAACCUUGGUGGGCCUCACUGUGUCUGUGGGCGGUUUGACCCAAUCCACAGUGACGGCCUCAUCCGAGUCAUUGGUUGACUACCUGCAUCAGAUACAAAACGACCACGGCGCUCUGGAGCACUUUGCCAUGGAGGCUUUGAUAAGAAUCUUAAGGGAAAAUUUGCGCAAUGCAAGGAUCGCCCUCCCUUUCCUCAAAAUGCUAAACCAACUCUUGUCCAGUGGCUGCUUUGAAAUAUUUACCACUGAAGAAGAUCACCCGUUCUGCGUGGAACUGCUGCAUCUUUGCGAAGUGGUCCGGCGAUCUCAUGACGUGUACAGGGUGCGCGCCUGUGUUGCUGUCUACUGUGGCCUCAUUCAGUUCCCUGGUGAAGUCCGGAAAGAGAUCUUUUACCAGCUUCUGAUGCUCAUCUGCCAUAAACUCCUUGUGGUAAGGACGACGACCGCCAGCCUGAUGUACGAAAUGCUUCUGACGUACGAUGACGUCGUUGAUCCCAACGUUUUGGACGACGUCAUGAACCUGCUCAGUGACACCAAUUGGGAGAGUCCACCUAGCGAUUUGCAGCACACUAAAAGUCAGUUGCGGGAUUUGUUGGGGGUCCCCAUGAAGCGACCGUUUUCUCAGAAAUCUUCCUAA
Molecule: messenger RNA, 3666 nt
Organism: Nerophis lumbriciformis (worm pipefish)
Lineage: Eukaryota; Metazoa; Chordata; Actinopteri; Syngnathiformes; Syngnathidae
Source: RefSeq, a predicted model, not a curated record